Molecule: messenger RNA, 2591 nt
Organism: Micropterus salmoides (largemouth bass)
Lineage: Eukaryota; Metazoa; Chordata; Actinopteri; Centrarchiformes; Centrarchidae
Product: LIM/homeobox protein Lhx6
Exons: 8
Coding region: 957-1946 (329 amino acids)
Biological process (GO): neuron differentiation; regulation of transcription by RNA polymerase II; forebrain neuron development
Cellular component (GO): nucleus
Molecular function (GO): DNA-binding transcription factor activity, RNA polymerase II-specific; RNA polymerase II transcription regulatory region sequence-specific DNA binding
Source: RefSeq, a predicted model, not a curated record
UAAGUCUGUCGUCUGGGACAUAUUCACUGGUGCCACUGGUUUGAGUCCUAGUCCCAAAAAGUCAAUGAAGUUGGAUUAUUUUUCUUGCGUUGAAGACAAAGAAAGAGAAAAGCCUGUUUAAUAAACCAUGUUCCUCGGAAUAAUUUGGAUAUUUUGCUUGUAAUGUUCUGGGGAAACUUUUAUUGGACGAUGUUUUCGCUGCUUUUGGGAGGUUUUCCAUGUAUGAAGUAUUAUGGGUUUUUUUUUAUUCUCAUAGGCCAUCUCUUAUCUUAUCUUAUCCCUUAUUUCACUGCCUCUAAUAUUUAUACCGUGGCUGGUAAUUAACAUAAUCUUGCAUUCCUGUUAAUUUCCACAAAAUGAAGGACAACACGGACUCCGGAUUGCCACCCAAACGCAGAUUUUUGGCAGUUUAUGAAUGCAGCUGUAAUCACCCAGGGGAGCCUCAAGUACUUAAAUGGGUCCAUCAUGAGAACGAGACAAUCAAGCUCCUUUAUGCCUCAAGAUCAGCUGCAGUUUCUGCACAUUGUCUCUUAUGAAUAGACCUAUCUCCAAUUGAGCCUCUUCACUUUGGAGAUAUUUCGAUUUUCGAUUAUACAGCUAUUGAAAUUAGGAUGCGCCGCCUUUUUUCUCUCUCUUAGCUUGGUGGCUCGCUUGCGUUUUAUUUUUUUUAUUUUUUUAUUUUUUUGAUUGCCAGAUGAAAUUGACACUCCGGUUGCCACUUGUGAAGCGAAGCAUUUCAAUUCGCCGCUAAUUGCAGAUAUAGUGCCAUGCUUUCUUUUCACUGCAUGUGAUUGCAUGGGCAUACAGCCUACCAUUGCGCACGAGAAGAAUGAUCGAUCAGAUAUAGUUUUUUUUUCUUCUAAUUGCAUCAAAAUGUCUUUUGUUGCCAGGGUUUAAAUGCAGGAGAAACUGUUAUUCGUUGUUUUGGACCGGAUAUAGUGUGGGCUGGGGCAGAGAUGCGUAAUGCGCAGCAAGCUCCAUCUUCUCUCCAAAUAGGCACCGUUCAAGAUCCGAAAAUGUCUAAGUCGGAGGUGAAGAAGGAGUCCGGUGGGUCCAGUCCGUCGGAGGCCGCCUGUCUCUGCUCUCCUCCGGCGGCCAAGAACCAGUGCGCCAGCUGCGGUAUGGAGAUUCAUGACCGAUACCUACUGAAGGUCAACAACCUGAAUUGGCAUUUGGGAUGUUUGGAGUGCUCAGUGUGCAGAGCGUCUCUGCGCCAACACAACAGCUGCUACGUUAAAAACAAAGAAAUCUACUGCAAACUGGAUUAUUUCAGUAGGUUCGGCACUAAGUGCGCCCAGUGUGGCCGGCAGGUGUACGCCAGUGACUGGGUGCGGCGGGCUCGGGGGAGCGUUUACCACCUGGCCUGUUUUGCCUGUUUCUCCUGUAAGAGGCAGCUGUCGACUGGGGAGGAGUUCGGCCUGGUGGAGGGGAGGGUACUCUGCCGCAGCCACUAUGACAUCAUGCUGGAGAACCUUCGCAGGGCUGCUGAAAACGGUACAGGACUGACUCUGGAAGGAGCGCUCCCCUCUGAUCAGGAUGGCCAACCAAAACCAGCCAAGAGGGCGCGGACAUCGUUCACUGCUGAGCAACUGCAGGUGAUGCAGUCUCAGUUCGCACAGGACAACAACCCUGAUGCUCAGACUCUUCAGAAACUGGCCGAAAUGACGGGACUGAGCAGGCGAGUCAUUCAGGUUUGGUUUCAAAACUGCCGUGCGCGACACAAAAAGCAGCCGCCUCAGAGCAGCUUCUCUCAGAGCGCUCCGCUGUCCAGGAUGCCUCCAUCGCUGCCAGACGAUAUCCACUAUUCACCGUUCAGCAGCCCGGACCGACCCCAUCUACUGGCCCUGCACGGAUACCUGGACACACACCCUUUCUCUGUCCUCGCUGCCCCGGGCCACUUGACCCAUCCAUCCAUCUCUUUACCAACGCUUCCCAUCAGCCGCUGACCUCCUGCGUCUACUUUUGUAGCGUCACCACUCUGAUGUUGUGAAAAAAAAUCCUUUGGGACGUACUUUCAGUAAUCUGCUCAGUUUGGGACUCUAAUCUCCAGGCAGCAGGGACCUCGCUGUUUUCAAUCGUCAGUCGGAUUCUUCGCUGUGAGACUGCUGAGCUAAACUUGUCUUUUAAAGACAGCGGACUGUGGCAGUUGGAGAAAUGUCCCGCCUCCACGCCAACAUGGAGUUUUUUUUUAUUUUGUUUUUUAUGAUGCAGUGAAGAAGACCACUUUUGUUUUAUUUUUUCCUCUUUUUGAUGGGACACAAGAGAUUGCAUCAGGUCAGGAUUUUUUUCCUUUUGUUGACCCACUCAUACAAGGUAUUUUAAUUAUAAUGCUGUAAUAUGAGCUCUCAAAAAAAGAAGAAAAAGGGAGUGUUGUAGCAGCAUUACAGUAAAACCUCAGCAUUUUUUGUAUUCGUGAUGAGCACAUUUGUAGCUUUACUGUUGUUUGUUGUUGUGUUGUUGUCAGAAAAUGGAAACUCUUAUUUAUUCAGAACAAAACUUCACUUUUAAAAAGCACUUUUAAAUGUGUCUUGAAAUUGAAUAAUUCAGUGAUUGUACUGCUACAGUUUAAUAAAAAUGUAUCAGAGCUGUUA